This is a messenger RNA of Drepanopeziza brunnea f. sp. 'multigermtubi' MB_m1, 1002 nucleotides long. RefSeq lists its product as uncharacterized. Lineage: Eukaryota; Fungi; Ascomycota; Leotiomycetes; Helotiales; Drepanopezizaceae. Gene Ontology annotation, molecular function: protein binding. The record is from RefSeq and is a predicted model, not a curated record.
AUGCACGAAGUCCGAGUUGUAAGCGGGAAAGGGCUCGGCGUCUUUGCCACCAAGUUUAUUCCGCGAGGAACGCGCAUCUUUUCUGAACGUCCUCUACUCUCAAUUACGCAUCAAGAAGAUAGCAGCCAUAUCUACUCUGCCGCCAAGCGCCUCGCCACUAAAGACCGCGCGGAGCUCAUGCGCUUGAGCUUCCACACCAACAAGGAGCUGGAGGCGACGAGGCGGAGCGCAGCCCUACUCUUCACGGUCAAAUCGACCAUCGCGACCGCGCUGCAAGCUUUUUCGAGAGGGGCGAAAGCGACAACAGUACCACCGAAUGAAGGACUCGAUUCCAUAGCCGAUCACGUGGCCGUGCUGAAUAUCUUUCGGAGCAAUGCGUUUCGGCUGGGCCUGGGCCAGGGCCAGACGGCGGAGGGGAUAAGCCAUGCGGUGUUCGCGGGCAUCUCGAGGAUCAACCACUCGUGCGUGCCUAAUGCGCAGGCGAAUUGGCAUGGCAUACUGGAGCGGUUCAAUGUCCAUGCGACGAGGGACAUCGAGGUUGCUGAGGAGGUCAGCUUGGCCUACCUGCCCGAGAAUGGGGAUUUGAGGGAGACGAGGAUGAAGAGGUUGAGCGACGGGUAUGGAUUUGAGUGUGGGUGUCCGGCGUGUGAUCUGAGUAAGGCGAGAGGGAGAAAGGGAGAGGAGAGGAGGGUGGCCGUGAAGAAGUUGAUAGAGACAUAUGCGCUCAAUAUGAUGAGACCAGGGGCGGUAAAAGCCCAGGAUGGGGAGUUGAAGACGAUCAUGGCGUGGAUUGAGAUGUAUGAGAGUGAAGGUAUUGCUGGUAGGGAGUUGGCAAGCUUGUACGAUGCUGCCGUUUCCAUUCUUAUGGAUCAGUGUAAACAUAAGGAGGCGCUUGUCCUGGCUGGCUUGUCACUGCAACUUUCUGAGGACUGUGUUGGCAAAGAUCACCCUGAGGUCUUGAAAUCCCGGCAAACUAUUGCCCAGCUCCGAUAUUUCUUGUAA